This is a messenger RNA of Drosophila serrata, 2012 nucleotides long. RefSeq lists its product as uncharacterized. The record is from RefSeq and is a predicted model, not a curated record. Gene Ontology annotation, cellular component: cytoplasm. Gene Ontology annotation, molecular function: cyclosporin A binding; peptidyl-prolyl cis-trans isomerase activity; zinc ion binding. Gene Ontology annotation, biological process: protein folding; protein peptidyl-prolyl isomerization. Lineage: Eukaryota; Metazoa; Arthropoda; Insecta; Diptera; Drosophilidae.
GUUAAAUAAGAUCUAUAAUCAAAUGUGGCGAGGAACAAUGGGGUUGCCCGUGCAAGUACCCAGUCAGCUGACAUCUCUUCUUAGCUGUGGCCUGUGCCGUCGUCCCUAUGACCUCGAAACCCGACGCCUGCCCAAGGAGCUGGUCUGCCAGCACAGCUUCUGCGAGGAGUGCUUGGCCAGGAGCCUCAUUCGAGAAACCUACGAAUGCUUGUGUCCAAUUUGCGGUGCUCGGACCGCUUUGCUCGGACGAAAGUUGCCGGAAACGAAGGCCAUCAUGUUUCUGCUGCGUGAGCUUCCGGCUCUGGUGCUGGGCAGAGCCAUGCUGGGUUUCUCGCGGGGGAGCAGCAGCUCCAUUGAAGUUGUAGGUGAGCAGCAAGCCUUCUCCUCGGGGAACUGGGUGGACCAGAUCUGCGUGAACAGCUUCCUGGCCAGCAGCAGUGAGCAUUGCCUGAUCCAUGCCAUGCCGAACUCCACGUGGUGCCACAGCUGUCAGCUGUUGUUAUGCCGCGCCUGCGCAGAUGGUGUGACGCAUCGUGACCACCGCCUCACCCGCCAGCUGGACUACCUGGAGCUGAUGCGCCAGCUUCUGUCCGUCGAGGUAUCCAAGAUCAAACGCGCUGCUACACAGGUUUCGGAAUUGGCCGCCCGCGAGCUGAACUUGCUUCGGCAGUUGUGCGAGGCCUGCUUCCGGUUGCAAUUGCAUGUGAAGCGCGAGACCCAGCAGCACAAGGCCUCCCUGGUUUCCCAUCAGAUGAACGGAUGGAGUGUCCGUGCCGAGCACGAACUGAACAGCUGCAGUGCGCUCCACUCUGGCACGGAUCUACGUAAUCUUCUCUCGCGUUUUGUGAUUCAGCGUCGUAAGUGCGAGAGGCAGCUCGUGGAGGUGCAUUUCCAGUGUCGCAUGCGGGCCGGUAUUCAGGAGAAUGGCAUGCAGGUCCUGGACUUUGACUCCUUGAAUAACAGGGUCCUUAAACUGCGCAACAAUCCGCGUCCGGGCAGCAUACCCGCCAAUGUGGAGCCACCGCCGGCACUCAUUCUCACCAACUACUGCGUGUUCGCCUACUGGAACGAGUUGCAGAAUCGACUGAUGCCGUCUAAGCUGCUGCCCCAGUCCAGGGUAACGCGAGAAGUGCAGCCGGAAGAGCGCAAUCAAAAUGAGGUGGUACUAGCACGCUACUUCUCCCGCGCCGAGAACUUCAAUCGUGAACGCGAGGGCUCAAUUAAUUCCGUCAGCUCCUCGGCCAGCAACAGCAGCAGCUUGCAGCGGCAACAAGAGAUGAACUUGCGUCUGGCGCAUGAAGAAUUAAGGCUGCAGCAACAGCUUCAUCAACAGCAGGUGGAGCAGCAGCAGCAGCAGCAGCAACAGACGCUGGCUAUUUUCCGACAGGACGAUCCCAACUGGAGUCAUGGGCUGCGUCCGAUAUUGGCACAGCAUGAUAAUUCCAGAUCCAGUCACUUGGUAAGCAUAGCCCGUCCGCCCACCGUUCACUGUUAUCCAAUCUAUUAUAUGGACAUGGACAUGGCAGGGGAACUGGCCGGUCGAGUACUAGUGGAGGUGCGUGACGAUGUCGCUCCCCGGAUGUCGAAGAACUUUGGGUCCCUCAUUCGGCAUGACCGAGGCUAUGGCUAUCGCGGAUGCUCCGUUUUCCAAGCUUGGGGAGGCGAGAGCAUCAUCUGCGGGGACUUUGAAUGUAACAACGGGCGUGGUGGCCACUCCACCUUCGACACGCGAUACUUUAUGCCGGAUGACACGGGACUGCCAGCCCACCGAGGAACCGUUGGGAUGCGCAGAGGUCAGAGGCGGCAGGAUAGGAGUGGCUUUGUCGGCAGCCAAUUCCGGCUGGUGCUCAACGAGAUGCGCUCCUUUACGGCCAUCUUUGGGUACAUUGUCGAGGGCAUCGAAGUGGUGGACCGGAUUGCUGCCACAGGAAAUGCCAUUGGACGGCUGGCAGUGAAGUGCAUCAUCCGCAAUUGCGGCGAAUAUCAUAUUAACCGAUAAGAAAAGCGACCGA